Messenger RNA from Ananas comosus (pineapple), 1206 nucleotides. RefSeq names its product probable N-acetyltransferase HLS1-like. The coding region runs from base 24 to 1016 and encodes 330 amino acids. The transcript has 3 exons. Gene Ontology annotation, molecular function: acyltransferase activity, transferring groups other than amino-acyl groups. NCBI's taxonomy places the organism in Eukaryota, Viridiplantae, Streptophyta, Magnoliopsida, Poales, Bromeliaceae. The record is from RefSeq and is a predicted model, not a curated record.
GAGAGAGAGAGAGAGAGAGAGAGAUGAUAAGAGUGAGGGAGAUAGAUAUGGAGAGGGACUUAGUCGCAGUGGAAGAGUUGGAGAAACGAGUUGAGGUUGGGUCACUUAUUGUGGAUGAGUUAGGUGACCCAAUGUUCCGGAUCCGACACGCACCGGACCACAUUAUGCUGGUGGCAGAGUAUGGAGAGAGCAAGGACAUAGUGGGAGUAGUAAGGGCAUGUGUUAAAAUGGUGACAAGGGGGAGGCCACCAACAAGCUCAAAACCAGCCUAUGUUAAGGUGGCUUAUAUUCUUGGCCUUAGGGUUUCUCCCUCACACAGACGGCGGGGGAUCGCGACUGCACUGGUAGAGUACGUCGAGACGUGGAGCUCCUGUCGGGGCGCCGCCUACGCUUACAUGUCGACCACCGCCGAGAACACCCCCCUCCCCCCCUCCUCCGCCGAGCUCCUCCCCCUCGACUUCCCCUCCCUCCUCUCCCACCACCUCACUCUCGGCUCCUUCCUCGUCGUCUCUUCCUCCUCUUCCUCCUUCGCUCUCCUCAGCGUCUUCGACUCUACCCGCGCCAUUCGCCUCCGAAUCGCCAAGACGCCAUCUCUCCUUCUCCGAACCUCAAUGGCAAUUCUCCGCGCCCUCGACGCCUGCAUGCCGUGGGCGCGCAUCCCCUCCGUCCGCGACGUCUUCAAACCCUUCGGCAUCUACAUCCUGUUCGGCCUGUGCAUGUCCGGCCCGGACGGCCCGAGCCUCCUGCUCUCCCUCUGCCGGUUCGCGCACAACCUCGCCGUGCGGAACCCCGCGUGCGCCUUCGUCGUCGCCGACGUCGGCUCCCGCGACCCCGCCCGCACCGCCGUCCCCCACUGGCGGUGCUUUUCCAGCGAUCAGGACGUUUUGUGCGUCAAGCGCCUUAGGGGUAAUACUAAUAUUGAUGACGACGAUGACAAUGACGAUGACGAUGACGAUUGGAUUGCAUCGCCUCCACCGUCCGAUAAAAUGAUCUUCGUUGAUCCACGGGAGCUCUGAUGGAUGGUCAAUGUGAGGAGCUCCUAUGUUCGAAUUUUUUAAUUUUUGUUUUAGUUUAAAAAUUUUCUAUUCAAAUUUCAGAAUUGUAUUGAACGGACGGAUUCAGAGGAAGCCCAAUCAGAUUGAAUGAGAAGCUCUUCAUUUUUUUUUUCUUUUUUGAUUUAAGUACGUACCGAUCGAGGGUAAAAUA